CUAAAAUUCACUUUUUCUGAAUAAAAAUGUCAACCGAUGCUUGGGAAGAAAUUCAAGCUAUUAAGAGUAAACGAAAUAGUUUAAGAGAGCGAUUAGAAAAGAGAAAAAAGGCACGGCAGGAAUUACUUGGCUCAAGUUUAGGUUCUACAUCACCUGCUGGUAUUAUAGAUUCUUCUGCAGCAACAUUUAACUCCCACACAACAGUCAUAGUGAAAAAAGAAAUAAAAGUCGAGGAAAAAGAAGAUUUAGUUAAACUAGACCCAGAAUUAGAAAGAGACUUGCUGAGACAAUUAAGUGAAGUAACUCUUCAGCUACCAGUUGUAUCUUCAGAAAUAUUAACUUCUCUUAAACUAUAUGCAGAUAGUGACAGCACUCAUAGAAAAAUAUGCAACCUACUAGAGAAGUUUGCCAUUCAGAAGUUAAUCACAGGAAAAUCUUGUCCCAAGGAUGGUGUAAAUGUCUUUGAAGUCACUCAUGUGGAAGUUUCAAAAGUGAAUGCCAUGAUUUUGGAUGGUUCUGAAGGAAAAAAUGAUAUACAAAAAGAGGAUUUAAAGAGGAAAAGGGAAGACUCCCCUGAGAAGAAUUCAGAAUUAGAUGAUGAUAAAAGGAAGAAAGAAAAGAAAGAACCCAAGUCUGAUAUUUUGUCUUUGCUGUCUAUGCCUUCGACUAAAGAAAAAGAAAGCAAAAAAUUAGGCGAAGAGAUUUUAGAUUUAUUAAGCAAACCUACAGCGAAAGAAAGAUCGUUAACUGAGAGGUUCAAAUCUCAAGGGGGAAAGCAACUGAUGGAAUUUUGUCCUCAUGGUACAAGAGCUGAAUGUGAAAGAAAUGGUACCACAGAUUGUAAGAAACUUCAUUUUAAGAAAAUUCUCCAAAAGCAUACAGAUGAGACAUUAGGGGAUUGUUCAUUUCUUAAUACUUGCUUUCACAUGGACACUUGUAAAUAUGUACAUUAUGAAGUUGAUAGAGCUGGUACAUCAGAUGAUUUGCCAAGUAUACAGAGUGGACCUGUUGUCAGAGUAGAAAGUACAACUUUAUAUCCACCUCAGUGGGUGCAGUGUGAUUUAAGAUAUUUGGAUAUGACUGUAUUAGGUAAAUUUGCUGUGAUAAUGGCAGAUCCUCCAUGGGAUAUUCACAUGGAAUUACCUUAUGGUACCAUGUCAGAUGAUGAGAUGAGACAAUUAGGUAUACCACAAUUACAAGACGAAGGGCUUAUAUUUCUAUGGGUUACCGGAAGAGCUAUGGAGCUAGGUAGAGAAUGUCUACAGCUGUGGGGAUAUGAGAGGGUGGAUGAAAUCAUAUGGGUGAAAACUAAUCAGUUACAGCGUAUUAUACGAACGGGUAGAACGGGCCAUUGGUUGAAUCAUGGCAAGGAACAUUGUCUAGUAGGUAUGAAGGGCAAUCCUCCAAAUUUAAAUAGAGGCUUAGAUUCUGAUGUCAUCGUUGCCGAAGUUAGAGCAACAAGUCACAAACCAGAUGAAAUUUACGGAAUGAUAGAACGAUUGUCUCCUGGAACAAAGAAAAUAGAAUUGUUUGGCAGACCGCACAAUAUCCAACCCAAUUGGAUAACCUUAGGAAAUCAAGUAGACGGAAUUCGACUAGUUGAUCCAGUUUUGAUUGAAAAUUUUAGAAAGAGGUAUCCCACUGGCAACUGCAUGGCACCUCCUCCAGAAAAUACACAUGUAUAGAUUUUUUGUUUUUAUUCUCGAUAACUUAGUUUAUAUAAAUUACUUAAUUU
Diabrotica balteata is the source of this 1735-nucleotide messenger RNA. NCBI's taxonomy places the organism in Eukaryota, Metazoa, Arthropoda, Insecta, Coleoptera, Chrysomelidae. The record is from the annotation of a GenBank genome assembly.